This is a messenger RNA of Hyla sarda, 6776 nucleotides long. It is a transcript of the gene ZFC3H1, whose product is annotated as zinc finger C3H1-type containing. Gene Ontology annotation, molecular function: protein binding. Gene Ontology annotation, cellular component: nucleus; exosome (RNase complex). The transcript is spliced from 35 exons. Lineage: Eukaryota; Metazoa; Chordata; Amphibia; Anura; Hylidae. The record is from RefSeq and is a predicted model, not a curated record. Gene Ontology annotation, biological process: RNA processing. Bases 146 to 5926 code for a protein of 1926 amino acids.
UCCCCCAAAGUGACGUAUAGCCGGGAAAUCCGCUGCUCCACGUAGGAAUGCGUGAAAUGACGUAACGAGAACGGGGGAAUUCUCGCGAGAGUUCAGUUAGUCGGGCCUGGAUCUCGCAGGGUACCGGCUGAGUCCACUCUGCGCCAUGACUGAGGCGGCAGGACGCUCCGCUUCCCCCCGAGAGGAGGGCGAGCUGGAGGACGGGGAGAUCAGCGAUGACAGCGUCAGACCCGACAGUCCCAAGCCCGUCCGCCACCGGCCCAGCAGCCGUGGACAUUCGCACCAGUACCAUGGCCGUCCGUCACGGCCGCUGCUACCCACACCGCACGGCUAUAGGCCUAAGGAGCAGUACCGGCUGCCGCCCCGCAUCCCGCAGCCCUCCUCCGUAGGGGACAUCGGCUCCAGGCCUUCCUUCUGGCAGCGCAGCCAUGACACGCUGGGCCGGUUCCGUUCCCGGGGCAGAGGAGGGCGCUUCUGGGAACGAGAAUGGGUGGACCGAGGUUCGAAACCCGGCGGACCGAGACCCAACAACUGCGGCUGGAGGGACCCUUCCCCCCGAAAACCUUCAGUUAAAAGCAGAUCGCCACCAAGGAAAUCUGCUCACUCCGAAGAAGAAAGCUUUGAAGAACUUCUCUUAAAAUAUAAGCAGAUUAAACUAGAACUUGAAUCAAUAAACAAGGAUGAGAAGCUUGUUCUCAAGGAAGAUUCAGUAAAAGCAGAAGUAUGUGUUGUGGAAAACACAACUGUACCUCCUGCUCCAGAAGAAAAAAGUAUUGUGGAAGAAGUGGCCACUGAGGCCGUGGUCAAAGAGAAGCCACCAGUAUUGGCAUUUCAGGCCUUUGAGCUGAAACCUCUUAGGCAAAAGCUAAAACCAGUCUCUGAACAAAAAAAGCCAAACACCUUGGAGGAAUCUAAGCCAAGUGAAAGUGUAUCUGAAGAAAAAUCUGACCAGAGUACAGAAAGUAUAAAGGAACCUGAUCAGAUUGAGACCUUUCCUGAAGAUAUUACUGCGGAUGUGGUUGCGAAACCUGCUAAAGAGGAAGAGGAAUUGUCAGAACUCCACUUGCGCCUCUUGGCUUUGCAAUCUGCAAGUAAGAAAUGGCAUCAAAAAGAACAAUUAGUAAUGAAAGAAGGCAAGGAGAAACUAUCAAAGGGCAAGAUGGAACUACUGAAAGAUGGGGGGAAGCCAGAACUCCAAAAGGAAAAGAGCAAUACAAACUCUGUUAUGCCACGCAAACUUAGUAGUGUAGCUAAUGCAGCUAAACAGGCACGAAGAAGGCAGCAAACAAAAGCAUGGAAAAAGUUGCAACAGCAGAAAGCUGAAGAAAAGCGCAAAGAGGAGGAAGAGAAAAAGAAACAAGCUGAGGAGGAAGAGAGAAGAAAACGAGAAGAGGAAAUUCGGAAGAUUCGAGAUCUGUCAAAUCAUGAAGAGCAAUACAAUAGAUUUAUGAAGCUUGUGGGCGAUAAGAGUAAACGCAGCAAGUCUUUUGAUGCAGAGCAAAAGCGAGCUGAAAAACAGAGCCUAGAAAAUUCUGGUGGUAUUUAUCAGUAUGAUAACUAUGAGGAAGUUGCAAUGGACACAGAUAGUGAAACAAAUUCUCCAGGGGUUUCUCCAUCAAGAUCACCUUAUUUCCCUGGAAAUACAGUAGGAUGCGUUCCAUCAGUAUUAUGUGUAACUGAGCAAUUCCCUUCAGAAGUUUGGCCUUCCCGUUGUGAGGGUUCAAUGUAUGACCCAGUCAUUUCAAAGAGCUCUCCAGAAGUGCUACUACCACCUCCGCCACUUCCACCUGAGGAACCGGAGCAGCCUCCUAAACCUCCUUUUGCAGAUGAAGAGGAGGAAGAGGAAAUGCUGCUGCGUGAGGAACUUCUCAAGUCUUUAGCUAACAAAAGGGCUACCAAAGUAGAGGAACAAACUAGUGUCAGCCAACCUUCAUCACCACCUCUCAUUGAUGUCUUGCCUGUACCGAGGAUUACUUUGUCAUCAGCGAAUAUUAAUUCUACUGCACAUCGCAAAACAAGCACUCAGAUAGUAAGAGUUCUGAGACCAAUCAGGCGUGUAAUAAAGCUUCCAAAGCACAAGUCAGUAGUUGUUACCUUAAAUGCGUCUGAUGACAGCGAAUCUGAUCCUGAGCCGGCCAGUCCAGUGGGUGUUUUUGGAGGACUUGAGUCUAUGAUCAAAGAGGCCAGAAGAACUGCUGAAGCGUCCAAACCAAAAGCACCUUCUAAAUCUGAAAAAGAAAAUGAUCCUAUGAGGACCCCAGAAGCUUUGCCAGAUGACAAAAAAAUGGAAUAUCGUCUGUUGAGAGAAGAGAUUGCCAGCCGAGAAAAGCAAAAACUUUUGAAAGCAGACCAAUCAAGAGUAAGUUCAUCUCCAACAAACUCUGACCUGGAAGGAGAUGGCAGCAGAAGAUCUGUGAAGGAUCUGAAAGUGACUGAGGCUGAAUCAAGACACAUGAAACAGAAAAUGUUGCUAUUAAAGGAUGAAUCUCUGUUAAAACAUCUCUUACAACAAGAAGAAAAGAAAAAAGAAUCCAUCAAAACUGCUGAGCUGAAGAUCACCAGGCUGACAGAACAGCUGCAAGCAACUGAGAAGUUCCUGAAUGCAAAUCGGGUCUUUCUGAAGAAAUUGCAAGAACAAAUUUCUAAAGUACAGCACAGAGUUGAAGAAAAAAGGACGCUCUCUCUAAAAUUUGGGGAAGAACUUGCUCGAGCAAAAGCACUGGCUAGUCAGGAACUAGGGAAAAGAAAGUUGGAGCCCAGCAAUAUGGGAGCAAAUAAAAUGUUUAAAUCAGAUACAGGCCUGGUUGGGAGCCCAAAGAGACAGUCUGCAGAGGCUAUUGCUCGGGAGAAAAAACGACUGCAAGAACUGGAGCAGGAAUAUGCCCUUAAAAUCCAAAAACUUAAAGAAAUGCAAGCUCGAAAAAUGAAAGAGCACGUUGUAUGCCACCCCCCUGUAGUAGAGGAGCAGACAGCAUUUACAUUACCACAGCCAUCAUUACAUGACCUUUCUCAGGAUAAAAUAACAUUAGACUCCGAGGAGAAUGAGCUGGAUGAUGAGGAUUUGUCUUUCUCUGUUAAAGAACGACGGAAAUCAUUCCGUGACUCAAACUCUUUUACUAAACCAAACCUUAAGCAUGCUGAGCUUACUCCCUACAAAGAAACUUCUAGCACACCUGCCAAGAUAGCAACAGAAGGACAAGAACUUUUUUUGGGUUUGAAUAUUGAAGAAGUUAGAAGACUACAUUCCAGCUCUAGUAACUUAAACCAGCUCCUGUCAAUGGUCUCGACUCUGCUGGUGUCUUCAACUAAACUCUCCUCUGGGAAGGAAAUGCCUAUGGAUGUAGAGUUAUUUAACAUCCAAACAAAACAGACUGAUGCAAGACCAUUGCCUUUUGGUCCUUACCAUAGUCCACUUUUGACUUUCAAAUCUUAUAGGUUUAGUCCGUAUUUCCGUACAAAAGAAAAACUGCUGCUGAGCUCUGUUUCCUACAGCAACAUGAUCGAACCCAAAACUUUCUUCUGUCGGUUUGAUCUUACAGGCACGUGUAAUGAUGAUGACUGCCAGUGGCAGCAUAUGCGUGACUGUACACUAAGCAGGAAGCAAUUAUUUCAAGAUAUAUUAUCUUACAAUUUGGACCUUAUUGGAUGUUCUGAAAACAGCACGGAAGAAGAAAUUAUAGCCGCAGCAGAAAAAUAUGUUGACAAACUCUUUGGUGUUAAUCGGGAUCACAUGUCCAUGGCUCUGAUGGCUGUUCUUCUUGUUAGUCAUGUCAAUGAAAGCCGACAUCACACGCCACCCCACACUACCUAUAAAGAGAAGCGGAAAUGGAAGCCUAUGUAUUGGAAAAAGCCAUUGUUAGAUGGUAGCAGCAGCGAUGAAGAUGACUCUUCCAAAGUAAUAAGCUGUGCACGUCUCCCAGAGACCAAGACAAAGGUUCCCAUUCAUGAUGCUGUUGUGACUUCAGAUGAUGUUAGGUAUUUCACAAACGAAACCGAUGACAUUUCCAACUUGGAAGCUAGUGUUCUUGAAAACCCUCAAGACAUACAACUAUGGAUCAAGCUUACAUAUAGGUGCCUAAACCAUAAUGAAGGGACCUCAUCUGAGUGUUUGGAUUCAGCACUGAAUGUAUUAUCUCGUGCGCUGGAGCAUAACAGAGACAAUCCAGAGAUUUGGAGCCACUACCUCAAAUUAUUCUCCCAAAGAGGAUGUCGAGAAGAAAUCCAAGAAAUGUGUGAAACUGCUGUACAGUAUGCCCCUUCCUAUCAGACUUGGUGGACAUUCCUUACUUUGGAGACUUCCUUUGAAGGGAAGGACCAAGUGUGUAGUCGAUUAUUGCAGUACCUGGUGCAACAGGUAGAGGCAGGAAAGAAAUGUGACCUACUUUCACUGCAGUGUCUCGAAGUCUUAUUGUACCGUGUACAUGUGAACCUGCUCUCUGGAAGACUGCAGAAUGCUCUUGCUAUUUUACAAAAUGCUUUAAAGUCCCCUUGUGAGAAGAGUUUAGCAGAUCACCUCACGCCUAAGGAUCGCUGCUUAGCAUGGCUUUCUUACAUUCACCUGAUGGAGUUCAGUAGCCUGCCUGCUAAUUUCUAUGAUCCAACAGUUACAAACCCUUCAAGGAUAGUUAACAAGGAGCCGUUUCUAAUACCUUGGCUGAAUCCCCAAAGUGUAACGACUGAUCCUGUCAUGCUGCUUGCCCUAUUUGAAGCUGCUGUGUAUUCUUGCUCUGAUGAAAACUUGAAUGAGGAGGAAAGAAUAGAAGUUUGUCUACCACUUUAUCAGAAUAUGAUCUCGCUUCAUCUUAUGCUUGAAAGGCACUUUGCUGCAGUGAAUCUUUGUAAGGAGCUGCUGGAAAAUUCUAGUAGAAACUGUGAUCUACUAGAAUGUUUAUGCUCAGUGUACAUGAAGCAAGGACAGCCAGAAAAUGCUGUGGAUGUCUGGAUCUCUGCAUUCAGAAAUAAUCCAUGGAAUGCACAAAUCUUCUAUAAAGCCUGCAAGUUCCUAGUACAGCUGAACCGUUUAGAUUGUGUGUCGUCUCUAUUGGAAGUAUUUUUAACAUCAUUCUUUGAAAACACUAAUGAAAAAUAUGCUCCAGCAGAUCUUUUAAGAUACCUCUUGAAUUUCUCAGUGCCACUAGAUUUCAUAGCACCAGCAUUAAAAAAUGAUGGACCUCUUAACAUUUCAAAUAUGCAAAGACCAUACCUCUGGCUUGUCUUCUGCUUGUGGCAAUCUCUUUACGCCACCAUAGAGGAGGCAGUUGAUUCAUAUGAAGCAGCGUUGGGGGCUGUGAUGCAGCAGGACAUACUGCAGAAGCUUUGGAUGGAUUAUCUUGUCUUUACUAACAGCAAAGUAAUGGGAUGCAGGAGUAAAGUUCAAGAUAGUAAACAUUUUGCAGAUUUAAUUAACAGAUGCCUAAUGACUGUCCCCACGCGGCAGCCCACUCCUUUUAGCACAGCUGACUACUGGACCAACUAUGAGUUCCACAAUUCGGUCAUAUACUAUUACUUAAGCUGUGUACCACAAAGUCAGCAUUCUAAGAUACUGGAACGCUUCUCUUCCAUGAUGCCUAUGAAUCUUGGUCUUGCACUCAGGGUACUUAAACAAGAAAUGGAUGACAACAAUUUACAAAUUGUGAAAAUGCAGUCCAAGAUGUUUACAUAUAACUUCCCAAUGUGCCUGACCAUCUGGAAAAUAGCCAUUGCAGUGGAAACUUUCCUAAAGGGACAUAAGGAGGUCCAGCACUUAUAUCAAAGGGCCCUGCAGAAGUUGCCUCUGUGUGCUGAGCUCUGGAAAGAUCAACUCUUGUUUGAAGCAUCAGGAGGAGGUAAAACUGAUAACCUGAAAAAACUAGUUUCCAAGUGCCAAGAGGUUGGAGUCAGCCUAGAUGAGCUCUUAAAUUUAAACACAGAAAGCAAGAAUCACUGAACACUGGUUGCAGUCAGGCCAAAGUCUAAUUCUAAAUUGCCAAAAUGGUCAAGAAUAGAUUGAUUCAGAUUAGGCUGUGAAAAUCAGACCUAUUCUGAGUCAACCAUGCUUUCUGUAACUACAUAGUGUACAUUUACUGCCACCUUAAACUGGAGACAUGAAUUCCAAACUCAGGCCAGGCUACAUGGCCCCACAAGAUACUCUUUACAUCAUGUACGUAAGUAUAGUUCAUCUAAAACUGCUGUUUUAUUGUUUCUGUCUAUUUUGUGUUUGUUCUUUCCCUCUCCUUCUUCCUUUUAUUUUACGAUCCCCAUUUGUUGUGAUGUUUCUAACUUGCUUGACUCUCUGACUGAUGCCUGUGAGACCCUAUGUCUGAGAUAACUAUGGGGGCUGCUAUUUACAAUCCAAAAGCAAUCAGUCUCUAAUUCUAAAUCUUUAGCCAAUUUGGUCAUUGUUUUAAUAGAACGGUGGGGAGGUUCCAGGGAAUUUAAGUUAAUCCAAAAAGCAGCAGGUCUUCAGGCAGGUAGAGGCCAUCAGUCUGCUAAGUGCACAUGAGGGGCUUUCUUUUUUCUUUCUUUUUUUUUUUUUUUAUUAAUUUUUUUUCCAUAUUUCUGCAUUUUGGACUUUAAAGCCGAGACUGUUAAACUUGAAGACAAACAAUACUAAAUGCAAAAUGCCAGUGCAUCAGAGCCGAAGAGUGGUCAAUUAUGUGCAAUUUUUUUUUUGUGAAGUUUAAUUUAUAAUAAAGUUUAACAGUUUAAAGUAAAGUAUAUAAUGGAAAAAAUGUUUUGUAUUAUGGUACUACCUUGUGUAGUAUUCAAAUGUUUAUGCAAACUAAUUUUAAGAAAUA